CGCCCUCUGCUGCGUGCCCUGCUGCGCGAAUCCACCUACCUGCCUGAUUCCGAGGCUCGCACCCGCCUGCACCACCACAUCAUCCAGCGCUUUCGCAAAUACACCCCACGCCCGUCACUCGUCAUAAAUCGCGAGCCACCGGAACCUUUUACCCCCGAACGUCUGCUCAGCGUCCUUCACAAUGGGCAGAAGAGCCUGAAUCUCCUGCGCCGCGCCAACCAGGGCGAGGAUAAGGCCCUGCUUAAUGUCCUGCUGUGGACCUACGGCCGCAUCGGCCGCCGCCGCCGCGACCUGCUCAGCGAAUUACUCGUCCCAGACCCGGGCACCGAGAGCCAGAUCUACGAGGCCAGCUUGACUAGGCUAAGAACCGCCGCCGACCCGACCGCCAUCGACCACCUCCCCCGGCCCGUCCAGGCGCCCACGCGCAAGCCCGACGAAUACUCGCGCCUGCUCGCCAUGAUGCGCAGCCAGCGGUCCAGCAACAACCAAUACGCGGAGAAGACAAAGUUCCGCCACAUGCAGGUCGAGAUCCCGCUGCGCAACAUCUGGGAGCGCCCGUUCCCGCGCAAGCGCGAGAAAAACCUCGUGCGCAAGUGGUACGCGACGAUGCUGGACAAGCUGGUGCCGCCGCUGCCCGAGGAGGACUGGACGCGGCUGCGCGACCUGGCCACGGGCGCGCGCAAGUGGGAGGGCGUGAAGCCGCGACGAGCGCGCCCAACGCCGCACUUCUCGGAGAACGCAGUGCUAGACGUGCUGCUGGAGGACGGCCUCGAGCUGAAGCGCACACACAAAGGCCUGGCGAGGGUCCGCGAGCACCACAUCACGGAGCGGCUGAUGCGGCGCAUGUGGGCGAAGGUGUUUGAGCGCUGUCCCGUCAUG
Molecule: messenger RNA, 879 nt
Organism: Aplosporella prunicola CBS 121167
Lineage: Eukaryota; Fungi; Ascomycota; Dothideomycetes; Botryosphaeriales; Aplosporellaceae
Exons: 3
Source: RefSeq, a predicted model, not a curated record